Molecule: messenger RNA, 4584 nt
Organism: Podarcis raffonei (Aeolian wall lizard)
Lineage: Eukaryota; Metazoa; Chordata; Lepidosauria; Squamata; Lacertidae
Product: ephrin type-B receptor 5
Exons: 20
Coding region: 541-3618 (1025 amino acids)
Biological process (GO): axon guidance; cell surface receptor protein tyrosine kinase signaling pathway; central nervous system projection neuron axonogenesis
Cellular component (GO): neuron projection; plasma membrane
Molecular function (GO): protein binding; transmembrane-ephrin receptor activity; ATP binding
Source: RefSeq, a predicted model, not a curated record
GAAGAAACAGGACGUGAGAAGUGAGUGAGAAGUUGGUAACUUCUGCAUUGACAGGUUUCUUUUUCUGAGCCAGGACUGCGAGGUUUAAAAGGUCCCCCCCCCCCCACUCGUCUGCAGCUGCAGCAACCCUGCCGCGUCUUCUGGCUCCGAGAGCUUUGAAUUAAUCUGCCAGGACUGGGCAUUCAGACCUCUAAUCUGAAGGACUGUCAGAGAGGAGGGUCCUCUAUGUGAAGGCAACACUCUAUCCGAGGGCUGUUCAGUCCAAGUUUGGUUAAAACAACAAAGAACCAUAAAAAUGGAGAGCAAGAGAUUUGAAGUUGACCCUCAGCAGUAAGGUCACCAUGGUGAGCCAGAACUCGCCGGAACUCAGGUGGACGCCAUUGCCAUGAUAAAAGAAGGAGGGAGGUGUUCACAGUGGAGCUGCCUAUGCAUGUAGAUCUGCAGGCCCCCUGGUCCAUUUGGAACAUGUGCUGAGAGGCAGUUGUGACUUAUGGAAGAUGCGGGAAGCUCUGAAGAAGCUACGCGGAUCCUAACGCCAUCAUGAGAGGGAAGAGAAGAUCCACGAGGAUGGUUUGGCUGUGGAUGGCAUGCAUCCUCAGUGUAGCAUCUUCUCUAGAAGAGAUUCUUUUGGAUACAACAGGAGAGACCUCUGAGAUUGGCUGGACUGCCCAUCCUCCUGAUGGGUGGGACGAGGUGAGUGUCUUGUAUGACAGGAAGGACCAGAUCCGGACCUUUGAGGUGUGCAACGUGGCUGAGCCAGGACAGAACAACUGGCUGCGAACUCACUACAUAGAGCGGCGCGGAGCCCACAGGGUCCACAUCCGCCUCCGCUUUUCAGUACGGGACUGUGCCAGCAUGAGGACUGUGGCCUCAUCCUGCAAGGAAACCUUCACCCUUUACUACCAUGAAUCGGAGGCCGACGUGGCCACCCCGGAGCACCCUGAGUGGCGUGAGGGGCCGUGGACCAAGGUGGAUACAAUUGCAGCCGACGAGAGCUUCUCGCAGGUGGACAGCACCGGGGAGGUGGUAAAGAUGAAUGUGAAAGUGCGCAGCUUUGGCCCGCUCGCCAAGAGGGGUUUCUACUUGGCUUUCCAGGACUCUGGGGCGUGCAUGUCCCUGGUGGCUGUUCAGGUUUUCUUUUACAAAUGCCCGGCGGUGGUGAAGGGCUUUGCCUCUUUCCCGGAGACAUUUGCUGGAGGCGAAAGGACUUCACUGGUGGAGGCGCCAGGGACUUGUGUGGCUGACGCAGAGGAAGCCAGCGUGACGGGCUCCUCCGGGGUGAGGCUGCACUGCAACGGCGAAGGCGAGUGGAUGGUGGCUAUUGGCAGAUGUGCCUGCCGGGCUGGCUACGAGCCGGCGGACGACGAGAAAAUCUGCAAAGCCUGCACCGUCGGCACCUUCAAAGCAUCAGUGGGAGAUGCACCAUGCAGUCCCUGCCCUGCCCACAGCUAUUCUUCCACACCAGGCUCCAGUGAAUGUGCUUGCCUGACCCGAUACUACCGUUCGUCUUCAGACACCUCCGACACCCCCUGUACCAGCACCCCAUCUGCCCCUCGUGACCUCAGCUAUGAGAUCAUUGGUUCCAACGUCCUCCUGACCUGGCGCCUCCCAAGGGACUUGGGUGGCCGAAAGGAUGUUUUCUUCAACGUCAUCUGCAAGGUGUGCCCGACAGGCUCCCCGGGGCCUUGUGUUCGUUGCGGGGACAGCGUCCAGUUUGAGCCACGCCAGGUGGGGCUGACAGAGAGCCGGGUGCAAGUCUCCAACCUCCUGACCCGCGUGCAGUACACCUUUGAGAUCCAGGCAGUCAACCUCGUGACGGAGCUCAGCCCAGAUGCUCCACAAUUCGCCGCCAUCAAUGUUAGCACCAGUCAGUCAGUCCCAUCUGCUGUUCCCAUGAUGCACCAGGUGAGUCGUACGACGAGUAGCAUCACUUUGUCCUGGCCGCAACCAGACCAACCAAACGGGAUCAUCUUGGAUUAUCAGCUGCGUUAUUUUGACAAGUCAGAAGACGAGGACAACUCAUUCACCAUAACCAGUGAGACUAAUAUGGCCACCAUUGCCAAUCUCAGCCCAGGGAAGAUAUAUGCCUUCCAGGUUCGAGCUCGGACAGCAGUGGGCUACGGGCCAUACAGUGGAAAGAUGUAUUUCCAGACUCUGGUGGGAAGCGAGCGCUCUGAGAUGGUGCAAGACCGAUUGCCGCUUAUUGUGGGUUCGGCACUUGGUGGCCUGGCCUUCCUGGUAAUUGCGGCCAUUGCCAUCCUUGCCAUUGUCUUCAAGAGUAAGAGACGAGAGACUCCCUACACAGACCGCUUGCAGCAGUACAUCACCACCCGGGGUCUUGGGGUCAAGUAUUACAUUGACCCAUCCACCUAUGAAGAUCCCAACGAAGCGAUUCGGGAAUUUGCCAAGGAAAUUGAUGUGUCUUUUGUCAAAAUCGAGGAGGUCAUUGGAUCAGGAGAGUUUGGAGAGGUCUGCUUUGGGCGCCUGAAGCCUCCAGGGAAACGAGAAUACACAGUGGCUAUUAAGACCCUAAAGGCAGGCUACACCGACGAGCAGCGCCGGGAAUUCCUCAGCGAAGCCAGCAUCAUGGGACAGUUUGAGCACCCAAACGUCAUCCGUCUGGAGGGUGUCGUCACCAAGAGCCGCCCUGUCAUGAUUGUCACGGAGUUCAUGGAGAACGGCUCUCUGGAUUCCUUCCUCCGGCAAAAGGAAGGGCAGUUCAGCGUUCUGCAGCUCGUGGGCAUGCUACGCGGCAUAGCAGCCGGCAUGCGCUACCUGUCAGACAUGAAUUACGUCCACCGGGAUUUGGCAGCUCGCAAUAUCCUGGUCAACAGCAACCUGGUUUGCAAGGUGUCGGACUUUGGCUUGUCAAGGUUCUUGGAGGAUGAUGCUUCAAACCCAACAUACACGGGAGCCUUGGUGAGUUCGCGCUCAGGAAACGGGCUUGUUCGCCACCCUGCAAUAUUCAGGCGGACAGGUCCUAUAGGAACCAGUUUGUGUUUUGUCAAGGGCGGCAAGAUCCCCAUUCGCUGGACAGCCCCAGAGGCCAUCCAGUACCGCAAAUUCACAUCCUCAAGCGACGUCUGGAGCUAUGGCAUUGUGAUGUGGGAGGUCAUGUCCUAUGGCGAAAGGCCCUAUUGGGACAUGUCCAAUCAGGAUGUCAUCAAUGCUAUUGACCAGGACUAUCGCCUGCCCCCUCCCCCAGACUGCCCCACUGUCUUGCACCUCCUGAUGCUGGACUGCUGGCAGAAGGAACGGGUCCAGAGGCCCAAAUUUGAGCAGAUCGUCAGCGCCCUAGACAAGAUGAUCCGCAAGCCGUCUGCCCUCAAAGCUACUGGCACAGGAAACAGCAGACCGUCCCAGCAUCUGCUCAGCAACUCACCCCCAGACUUCCCCUCACUUACGAAUGCCCAUGAGUGGUUGGAUGCCAUUAAAAUGGGUCGCUACAAGGAGAACUUUGACCAGGCCGGCCUGACCACAUUCGAUGUCAUCUCACGCAUGACUCUAGAGGACAUCCAGCACAUUGGCAUCAGCCUAGUUGGCCAUCAGAAGAAGAUUCUCAACAGCAUCCAACUCAUGCGGGUGCAUCUCAAUCAGCUGGAGCCUGUUGAGGUCUGACACAGAGAGCACACGCCAAGGACAUGGAUAUUGAAACGAACCUUUUGUUGUAAAAGGGAGACGGAGGAGUAAAUUUCAAGCACUGAUGGAGGGUGCAUGAGAUGUUGCCCUCCACAUCACAGACCGGCGCUCUUGGAGAUUUGUAGGGUUACUUUUUUGUUGUUCGGGGUUUUGUUUUGUUUUUUUUAAAAAAAACCAUAACUUGAGACACUACAAAUCCUGUGGUAUUUAGAUAAGGGUUGACUUGUACAUUGAUGUGGGUUGGGGAAUUAGUACACAGGGUAGAGCUGGAAGGAUAGUUUUGGAGUUCAAAACGAACCUGCUGCCAUUUCUAUGCCUGGGCCGGCCAGCGGGCUUUGUACUUUGGUUUGGCAGCCUCUCAAAGACGUCUCUUGAGCCGGAUCAGGCACAAUAUAGAGUUGAAACUGAAAGCCGAAAGACUCUCGAUGCCAAAAAGAAAUCCCUUUGAAGCUUUUGUUCCAACCAGGGGGAUUUGGUUCUGAGAAAAGCAGCAAGCCUCACCACCCCACACCCUCGUUCUGGCAAAGACAGCUGUACAGCGACGCAAGAUGGCAUCUCAGACAGUGAGUUUUAGGCACCAAUCAUAGGGUGGCAAAGCGGGAAGCAAGCAGACCUGACCCAUUUGGGCACAAUCCACAGGGGUGGUGUCCAGCUCAUUUUGAGUGGGACUUGCACUGGAGGACUUCACAGGGCGGGUUGGGCCCCGUAUUAAUUAGGGAGGGGUGGGGGCAUUUGGGUUUUCCACCUCAGGCACCAAAACAUUCGGGGGCAGCUAUAGGUCCUGCAUUCAUCCUCUCAAAGGAGGGAACCAGGAUAGCAGCUUUUUAGUAAUCAGGUACUGGGAAAGGGAUGCGAUUCUGUUUAGAGAGCAGAAGGUUCCUUCUUGGCAAUUUCCAACUGGAUAUUCAUACCACCAGAAAUGAAAUAAAAUAUUUGACAGAGGAA